UCCAUUGCCUCCCGCGGACUUUUUCCCGUCUAUAUAUCUUCACCCCUACCCACCCUUCUGCGUCUUCCCCCUCUCCUCUUUCUCUCCGCUGCCAGUUUCCCCAUCCUCUUUUCUCGGGUCUCGAACAUGGAAGACUUUCGAACUUUGGUGGAGUCGUUGAAGAGCCGUUUGUGGGAUAGUGAUGUCGCUGCAAUUGCUACUAACUCAACCAAGGAUUUUGAUAUUCUGCUCGGCGAUAUCCAACACCACACCGCCGCCCGGCUCUUGUACACCAGGCCUCUCGACCAGCCUCUCACUCGGCGAGAUUACCAAAGUGCUAAAGCAUUUUUGAUCCGUAUUUACGACGACGAAGGGGUCGAGAGGAAAUGGGGUGAGAAGGUCGGUUACUUCAAGCAGCUAAACCCCGAAUCACUUGCCGUGGCCGUAAUUCUCUGGAAUGGAGACAAGGCCCUUCGCCAUGCAACUGAAACCAUCCGGGCCCUUUGUCAAGGGGCCGAGAAGAUCUCGAAGUGGUCACCUUGGCCUCGCGACGAAAGGCUGAAAACGCUCGUCCAAAGGUAUCAACAACAGGCCGCGCCAUCCACUGUUGCCUCCUCGGCCGGCCCAAACUCCAUUGGGACCAUCUGACCUGAUGAGCAGCGCGCCUCAGAACCCACAAACUUCAACCGCGCCCACUACGUCUUAUGAUCGGACACACCAGCCCGUUACCGGCGGUCCCUUGCCACUGCCGCCAGUGGCAAAUCCCGCCGCCCCUCCCAGCCCUCUGCCAGCGAUAGAAGAAACUUCGCAUGUGGUCCGGGGCCGGCAAACGUCGGGCAACCAGAGGAAAGGACGGAGAGAAGACCAGGUGGGAGGCGUU
Messenger RNA from Chaetomium fimeti, 859 nucleotides. RefSeq lists its product as uncharacterized. The coding region runs from base 127 to 627 and encodes 166 amino acids. NCBI's taxonomy places the organism in Eukaryota, Fungi, Ascomycota, Sordariomycetes, Sordariales, Chaetomiaceae. The record is from RefSeq and is a predicted model, not a curated record. The transcript is spliced from 2 exons.